Lepidothrix coronata (blue-crowned manakin) is the source of this 2196-nucleotide messenger RNA. It is a transcript of the gene HTR6, whose product is annotated as 5-hydroxytryptamine receptor 6. Lineage: Eukaryota; Metazoa; Chordata; Aves; Passeriformes; Pipridae. The coding region runs from base 901 to 2193 and encodes 430 amino acids. Gene Ontology annotation, molecular function: neurotransmitter receptor activity; G protein-coupled serotonin receptor activity. The record is from RefSeq and is a predicted model, not a curated record. Gene Ontology annotation, cellular component: membrane; dendrite. The transcript is spliced from 3 exons. Gene Ontology annotation, biological process: G protein-coupled receptor signaling pathway, coupled to cyclic nucleotide second messenger; chemical synaptic transmission.
CAGCAGGUGGAAGUCUGGCUGGCACCUGCACACACUCACACACACUCACACACACACCCUGCAGGCUGGACGAACCUCUGCCGCGGGAGAGAACCCUUCCCACACUCCGGAUCUUCCUCCUGCCGAGUGAGCUGGGCUGGGAGCAUCCCGGUCCUCGCCUCAAGCUGCUCUGCCUCCCCUCGCCGGCUCUGGCUGCAGCACCAGCAGCACCCGGGCACGGAGGACCUCGGGAGGCCCCGGGGAGAGAGCUCUGCAGGGAGCCAAGCCCAGCUGGGGGGGUAAGAGCUGAGCCUCGGGGGGCUGGAGCAUCCCCAGUAUCUGUGGCGUCCUGGAGUCCAGAUCAUCCCCAACAUCCAGGUAUCCUGGGUACGGAGCAUCCCUGGCAUCUGGAGUAUCCUGGGAUCCAGAGCAUCCCCAGCAUCUGAAGUAUCCUGAGUGCAGAGCAUCUGGAGUAUCCAGAGCAUCCCAGGGGCUUGUUAUUCCCUGGUCCAGUGCAUCCAGAGCAUCAGAGAAUCCAUAACAUCCUGCCAUCCCUGGCAUCUCGAGUAUCCUGCCAUCCAACACAUCCCCAGCAUCCAGCAGCAGCAUCCAGGGACAUCCCAGAGCAGGGGCAUUUGCAGGGACGAGGCACUGCCUGGCUGUGAGUAACGGGGAGGGAACCUUGCUUCUGCUGAUCGGCUCCUGGGAAUGUCACUCUGCCCUGAGUGCCAGUGAAGAGAGAGAGCAGGGGAAGAGAGGGAGACGACGAGGAGGAGAGGGAGAGGAGGAGGAGGAAAGGAGAGGAGAGAGGAGGACAGACAUAGAGCAGACAGGUGGUCGUUCUUCCCCUGGAUCCAGCUCUGGCGAUGAUCACGUAGCACAGGUCACGCCAGAGAAGGUCCCCCCAACCCCAAAGCUCCCAUGGAGGGUGACCUGGGGGCCCCCAAUUCCAGCAUGCUGGGGGAGCACUCGUUGCUCGUGGGGAGCAGCUGGGUGGCCGCUUUCCUGUGCUUCAUCAUCCUGCUGACCACGGUGGGGAACUUCCUCCUCAUCCUCCUCAUCGUCACUCAGCGCUCCCUCCGCAACACCUCCAACUACUUCCUGGUGUCCCUGUUCAUGUCGGACCUUAUGGUGGGGCUGGUGGUGAUGCCCCCAGCCAUGCUCAACCAGCUCUAUGGGCGCUGGGUGCUGCAGGGGGACUUCUGCUCCCUCUGGGCCUCCUUUGACGUCAUGUGCUGCAGUGCCUCUAUCCUCAACCUCUGCAUCAUCAGCCUGGACCGGUACCUGCUCAUCAUCUCCCCGCUCAAGUACAAGCUGCGCAUGACCUCCUGCAGGGCCCUCUGGCUCAUCCUGGCCACCUGGACCGUGGCUGCUCUGGCCUCCUUCCUGCCCAUCAAGAUGGGAUGGCACGAGCUGGAGUUCGAGAAGCUCUCCCUGAAUGUCACCUCGUGGGGGGACGAAGACCAGUGCCGGCUGGUGGUCAGUUUGCCGUACGCCCUGGUCGCCUCUUGCCUCACCUUCUUCCUCCCAUCUGCUGCCAUCUCCUUCACCUACUGCCGCAUCCUCCUGGCUGCCCGCAAGCAGGCGGUGCAGGUGGCUUCCCUCACCUCCAACGUGGCCACCACCACCACUACUGAUGACACCAUGCCACAGAUUCCCUGUGUCCCAAGCCAGCCCAUGGCCGGCAGUGAGAGCAGGAGGUUCACCAACAAGCACAGCAAGAAGGCACUGAAGGCCAGUCUGACCCUGGGCAUUCUCCUGGGCAUGUUCUUCGUGGCCUGGCUCCCCUUCUUCAUUACCAAUGUGACGCAGGCUGUCUGUGGCUGUGUCCCAGCCGGAUUCUUCGACAUGCUCACCUGGCUGGGAUACUGCAACAGCACCAUGAACCCCAUCAUCUACCCACUCUUCAUGAGGGACUUCAAGAGAGCCAUGGGCAAAUUCCUGCCCUGCUGCCGGCGCUCAGGGGAGCCCCGGCCCAACGCCAUAUCCUUCUCCAUGAGGAACUCCAACAGCGGAGCUCGUGCCGCCACGUCCCUCAAGAACAUCCUCACCUUGCAGGCUGAGACUGACUCAGUUGACUCUGGGGCGCUGGGGAAUGAUCCCAACCUGCUGCCAGCCCCCCUGACCUCCCACGCCCCCUCUAUCAGCCUGUGGGACGCAGAGCCUCCGGACACGGAGCCGCAGGUUGGGCAGCUCGGCACCCCCGUGGCCUGAGUG